This is a messenger RNA of Lactuca sativa (garden lettuce), 408 nucleotides long. RefSeq names its product histone-lysine N-methyltransferase ATXR6. The record is from RefSeq and is a predicted model, not a curated record. Lineage: Eukaryota; Viridiplantae; Streptophyta; Magnoliopsida; Asterales; Asteraceae.
AUGUCAUUUCUUGUUCUAUACCCAGGAUUUCCGUUGGUUCAAACGAAAAUCAUUGAUUUUUUCGCAUCCAGAGAUAUAGGUAAGAAAAGGAGGCAAAAAAGUUGCAUAGAGGCAUCAAAGAAGAGAAGGAGCCUGUUACCAUAUAGUCCAAGUGAGGAUCCUGCAAGAAGACUAGAACAAAUGACAUCACUAGCCAUAGCAUUGACAGCUACAGAAGCUGAGUUCAGUAAUGAGCUCACAUAUAUUCAUGGCAUGGCUCCUAGGUCAGCUAAUCGUCCUACUUAUGAGAAAGAGGGGAUGCAGGUUUUAUCAAUAGAAGACACUGAGGCCUUGAAUUUGUGCAAGAGCAUGAUGAGGAGAGGGGAAUGCCCUCCACUUAUGGUUGUUUUUGAUCCUGUAGAAGGGUAA